CUCAGGGCGAGUCUUCCCAGUCGAUCCUGUCUUUAAAUCCGAGCGUGGAAUUGGGAUUCGCCUGAAUUGCUGCAUUUUCAUUUGGCAAUCUCCAAGUCGCCGUUGUCACCACUCUUUGUGCUUGGACCAACCUCAAUUCUGCCUUUGGUGAUCAGCCCUUCCAACGCCAACACGAGCAUCGCAAGCUCUCCUCUCCUCGACUGAACCCUCGAAGGGGCAUGUUCCCGUGCAAUUAAAUCGCCAACAUGUCCCCUCUCAGAGGUUAUAUUACCUCUUACCCUCCGCGCGUGCGCCAGUAUGGAAACGCGUUGCUCACACCCGUCAACCCUCCGUCGCAGACCGGCCCGACGCCGCGCACCACGAAGCGUGGGACUACAGCUAUCAAUUACGCAGAGGAUGGAUUCGAUGAUGAAGACUUUGAUGAAAGUGAUGGUCCACGGCGACCAACGGGUCUGAGAAGCCUUCGGCGCGAAGAAUCAACUGCCGACAAGUUGAUUCCGUACUCUGAGAAGUUGGGCAAAGAAGUCCAUGAGCCAGUAGAAGUACAGGGUCUCUUCCGAGAAUGGAUGAUCAAGCGGAUGCUGCGACCAGCAUGUGCCGAUCAACUUCAGAUCCAAGCGCAGCUCCCUCUCACCCUUGUUCCUAUUCGAAUCGACGUGGAAGUCCCCGCGCAUCAACCCCUCGAGCCCUUCCCCUUCCCGCGCACCACCGUGGAUCCUAGCAUCAACCCGACUCUUCCUGCAUACCGCAGACCCGACCCAUUACCCCCAUUCAGAAUCAAGGACACCUUCCUUUGGAACCUCCACGAAUCUCUUUCUACGCCUGAGGAGUUUGCAAUCGGAUUCGUUCGCGAUCUCGAUCUUCCCAACCCGCAAGCCACGACUAUGACUAUCAGCAACCAGAUUCGGCAGCAGCUGGAGGAAUACGCUGGACUCAGAUCCAGGCUUACUGCCAAACCCCCGCCUCAGACCGAACCAUCCCGAGACGCCUCCAUGACGCCCGCGGCUGUUAAUGCUGGGACACCCAAUAUUGCAACCCCCAAUAUUGGGACACCGAACCUUGCAACUCCCAACCCUGCAACCCCCGAUACCUCAGCUCCAGCCAAUGGAACUACUGUGACUGUCACCAAGGUUGCAUUCGUCAAUGACAGUCUUUUGAACCCAGAUGAUGCCUACCGAUGCUUGAUCAAUCUCAACAUCAACUUGCAGAAUAAGCUGUACACGGACAAGUUUGAGUGGUCCCUACUACAUCCACCUGGUAUGGCCGAGGAAUUUGCGCGCGUCACUUGCGCCGACCUCAGCUUGGGUGGUGAAUGGGUCAGUGCAAUUGCGCACGGCAUUUACGAAGCCGUCUUGAAGUUCAAGAAGGAAGUCUGCGAAGGCGGUACUCUUGUUACUGGGCUGAACGGCUACGGGAAUGAAAUCGAUAACUUGGCGGCAAAUGGUGUUGAGGCAGGCUGGAGAUACGAGCCAGAGACUCUCUGUGACGAAUGGGACCCCAAGGUCGAAACUUUGUCCAAAGAAGAGAUUGAACGGCGAGAAGGUGAUCGCGAGCGCCAGAUCAGACGUCUCCGCCGGGAAACUGCCAGAUUCUCCUCAACUACAGGUAUCACGCCUGAUGCAUCCAGGCAAAAUGGUAAUUACUUUGAAGUCGACAGCGGCGAGACUCCUCUUGGUCGCGGUGAGCGGAAUAAGCGGAAGCGCCGAUUCCGCAGCUUGAGCCCUUCAGGCAGAAGUGGCACACCUGGUGGUCGUGGGACUCCAGACACCGGAUCAGGGGCUGGAUAUGGCGGCGGAGGUGGAACGCUUUCUGACUGGGAGCGACAGAGCUGGCGAUGCAACAACUGCAUGGUGUGGGGUACUGCAGUAUGGGCUGUACGAGAUGGUCCAGACGGUCCUCGGACACUCUGCCACAACUGUGGCCUGCUGUACGAGCGUGACAAGAUUGCACCGGAGUGGUCCAAGGAUCUUCAUCGCCACGACAUCCCCGUCGGUCGAUUUGGCUGAUCCGUCCCCCGCCAUCUGUUCUCGCUUCAUUACACGAUAUGUACUAUCUUACUGAACAUCCAUGACCUACUUUACGCCAUCUACUUCUGCGUGGUCUUCACGUCUUUAAUCCGCUAUUCCCGCUUCCAUUCCCAUCUUUCUGCAUCGUGCAAGGCGUAUGGCCAUAUGUUUCGUUGCGGACACCUGCUGUCAAUAAAAACCAGCAAAUUCCCAGGAUACCGUUUUCUCACUUCCAAUCUAUCUCUUUCUUGUCUCGGGCAUGAAAAUCGCAUACUCCGUCUACCCACGUGGACAUAGAAGGCAAAGAGUUAUAAAAAGAGUAGCAGACAUAGAAGAGUUGAUACCGGUAGCCUCACGCAGUUGACUGGACGCUUUUUCUCUUCUUCUGAC
This is a messenger RNA of Penicillium canescens, 2396 nucleotides long. Its product is annotated as putative RSC complex subunit Sfh1. Gene Ontology annotation, molecular function: zinc ion binding; transcription coregulator activity. Gene Ontology annotation, cellular component: RSC-type complex; nuclear chromosome; nucleus. Gene Ontology annotation, biological process: chromatin remodeling; regulation of transcription by RNA polymerase II. NCBI's taxonomy places the organism in Eukaryota, Fungi, Ascomycota, Eurotiomycetes, Eurotiales, Aspergillaceae. The coding region runs from base 246 to 2006 and encodes 586 amino acids. The record is from RefSeq and is a predicted model, not a curated record. The transcript is spliced from 5 exons.